AAUGCAAAAAUUCAAUAUCAAACGGGAAUCCCAAUAUGAAGCAAAUGAAAGGCAUCAAUCCAUAAUUGGACGAGUAAAUUACUAAUUCUGCAAUCCAAUUAUAAAUAAAUUACGGAUUCCAUUUGGCUAUCAAAAGUACAGCAGAUGGGCAAUGAAAAACAGGAAUCUUUGAUUCGUUUCGUGACAAAAUGGAUUACACAUUGCAGGCAUUCGAGGCGAGCCUUACGUUUUUAACUACCAAUUCGGACUGUUUUGAAUUGAGAGAGGUGGGAAAAGAUGUCGAAGAACAAGCUGCAAGAACUCGCACAAAGGCAUUACCUAAGCCUGCCCAUCUACACCUCCACUAAAGAUGGGCCGGACCAUGCACCUCGAUUCAGGGCAACUGUCACAUACAAUGGGCACGUUUAUCACAGCCCCGGCUACUGCCGAAGCGCCAAACAGGCCGAGACUGCUGCUGCAGAAGCCGCUCUUAGCCAAUUGUCACUCGAAUCGGAACACAAUCCUCAGAAAAUGAAGGAGCCUGUGAGUGUACAAAUGGAGGCUUCUGAAAUGCCAUCAAAUUUGCGGAGAGAAUCAAAGAAAGAGCAGCAAGGUGAUAUGAAAGAGGAAACAUUACAACAAGCUGAGAAUGUGGCACAUAUUUCCAAGGGUGGAAUAGCAAAUGUGCUGGAAAACAGUGAACUGAAAGCUGAGUCAUCACAACUAACUCAAUCUCUUCUUGUGCCAUUUCCCAGCUCAAGGAUUCAGGUUGUGAAAGUUCGAGAAUUAUCCAAAUCUGAAAAUUCAGGAAAAGUAGCAGACAGACAAAAUACAGUAAGAAACAGUUCAAUCCCUGAAAUUUCAUAUAAUGUGACAAACAAAGAACAAGCUCAUAGAAUGACUGUGGGUACGAUGCAAGAGAAGCAGCAGACUGAGGAGGUCAUCCAACAAUCAAAUGGGAUAAUAUCAACUUCUGAGUUUAUUUCAGUACCGUCAAAUUUGCAAAAAGAAUCCAAGAAAGAGCAGAAAGGUGAUCGUGAUAGGGAAGAGGAAACAUUACAAGAAGCAGGGGAUGUGUCAUGCAUAUCUGAGUCUGGAAUAGCAAAUGUGCCACUGCCGAUAAAGAGUGAGCUGCAAGCUGAGACAUCACAACCAGCACAAACUCCUUGUUUGUCAUGUCCCCGAUUGAAUAUUCAGGUUGUGCCUUUUCAAGGAUCCUCAAUGUCUGAAAAUUCAGGAAAAGAAACAGAUAAGCAAAGUACAGGCAACUUCAGCUCAACCCCUGAAGUUUCAUGUAAUGAGACACACAGAGAACAAGCACACAAAAUGGCUACGGGUAUGAUAGAAGAGAGGCAGUGGAUUAAGGAGAUUAACCAACAGUCAAAAGGGAUAAUGUCAACUCCUCAGUUUAUUUCUGAUAUGACUAAAACUCAGCUGCAAGAAUUUGCCAAUAAGGGUGGUUUUGAUUUACCUUGUUACUCCUCAAUCCGAGAAGGUCCUCCUCAUGCACUGCGUUUCAAAGCAGCAGUUAAAUUUAAUGGUGAAACAUAUGAGGGCCCAGGAUUUUUCAAUACAUUGCGUCAAGCUGAACAUGCAGCUGCAACAGUAGCCCUCAAAUCAUUGUUAGAGAAAGGUUCUUCUUUGGAUGAGUUAUCUAUGUACAAGAAUUUGUUGCAGGAAAAAGCACAGAAAGAAGGGAAAGCUUUACCAGUGUACAACACAACUAAAUCUGGUCCACCACAUAUGCCUGUUUUCACAUGCACUGUGAAGUUUGAUGGGAUGACGUUUGAAGGAAAACACGCCAACACUAAGAAACAAGCAGAAAAGAGUGCAGCUGCUGUUGCAUGGCCUGCUCUUGAAAACUGUAAAAGAUCAUCUUUUUCAAAUCAACAAUUGCAUGAUGAUAAAGUGAAAAGAUUGAUUUAUGAACCAAAGGGUCACGAACAAGUUCAUGUAAAAAAUCACACAAAAAAAGAGGCUACACAGGAACUUCAUGUUCAGUUUUCUCAUCUUGGUCUCGGUAGAAAUCUUUCUACAGUCUCUCAUUCACCACCUUCAGAAGCAAUUAGUAUGGGUUCAAAGAAAGAACUGCUAAACAAUACGACUAGUGUGCAAGGAAAUGAAGUUAAGGAUGAGGUCCAGCAACCCUGUAAUAUGUCACCCCCUACAAAGCAUUCUUCAGGUACACGAAUCAGAGUUCUUCCUGAUUGCUCAUCUAGCAGUAAGCCAUGGUUGGCAGUGAACAUAACUGGUGGCACCAUGCGAAAUCAAAAUAAUUCUUCCUGACAUUGAUAGUUGCUUAAGAAUUCUCAUGAUUAAUUAUUAGUGGGGCAAGUUGUGCAUACCUCAACCAUUCAGAGCAUACUAUCAGCCUUAUAAAUCAGAAACAAAUAGAGAUUGUAUGCGUAUGUUUUUCCCUGAAUUGGGUUGUAUCACCCUGUGAUAUCAUGUGCAGCCGCUUGGUAGAAUUCAAAUUGUACAGUUUUAAGCAUAGCAUACAAAAAAAAAUAUUAUAAAUUAAUUUUGGAAUAUUACAUUAAACAAAGCUUCCAUUAAAUUGAGAGCCUGAGAGGUUCUUGACUUUCCCUGACGGAAUGACUUAUAUUACUUGGGGCAAUGUGGAUUUUGGAAAUAUUGCUUUAUAAGGCACAUCUCUUUCAUUUUGGCUGUUUUCA
Cryptomeria japonica (Japanese cedar) is the source of this 2654-nucleotide messenger RNA. RefSeq lists its product as uncharacterized. NCBI's taxonomy places the organism in Eukaryota, Viridiplantae, Streptophyta, Pinopsida, Cupressales, Cupressaceae. The record is from RefSeq and is a predicted model, not a curated record. Gene Ontology annotation, molecular function: double-stranded RNA binding. Bases 277 to 2265 code for a protein of 662 amino acids. The transcript is spliced from 6 exons.